Molecule: messenger RNA, 417 nt
Organism: Saccharomyces kudriavzevii IFO 1802
Lineage: Eukaryota; Fungi; Ascomycota; Saccharomycetes; Saccharomycetales; Saccharomycetaceae
Exons: 1
Coding region: 1-417 (138 amino acids)
Source: RefSeq, a predicted model, not a curated record
AUGGGGUUGUGUGGAAGCAAACCUCAGCCAAUGCCCUCGCACGCUACCACGGUAAAACUCAAAGCAAGGAGAAACCCACCAAGUCGCGAUGCUAAGAAUGCAAAGCAAGAAUUCCCCCAAAAGGGAGAUAAAGAUAAAAAGAAAAAGAAGCCACAAUCAAUUACUCAGGAUGUGCAGAAGAAAGAAGGCAACAAAUUGAGUGAUACAGGCGAUACAAGUAAAGAUAAAAUAAGCCCCCAGGAAGCUGCAAGAUUGGCGGCUGAAAAAAGAUUUCAACAAACAAAUGAAAAGUACAAUAAGAGUGAACUGGGCAAAAAACUAGCACAAGAACGUGCCAAAUCUCACAAGACUCGUUUAAUGGAAGAGGCUGAGAAGAAGCAUUUCGAACAAGAAAGGGAAAAUAUGAUAUAUGACUGA